AUGAUGCUUGCCGUCGGUCGUCGCUAUAGAUCUUUCGCAAUCCUGGCGGAGAAGCGGUUUCAAGAGGCGCAGCAGCAGAUUGCUGAUUUUAUGAUGGAGUGGGUGGGACCUGGCGUACGGGUGGAGCGCACACCUGGAGGGCUGCACGAUCAUCAGCUACGACCGCCUUUUCCGCUUCUUCCGUGGGAAGAAUCUGGCGUCGCACGUGGUCUGCUGGCUGCAGGAAGAACGUUAGAGCGGAGGAAGAACGAUAGAGCGGGGGAGCAGCUAUCAUCAGGGGGGAGACGUCUGGGGGAGAUGUUCUCCCCCCUGGCUCAAUAUAGGGGGAGAUGUUCUCCCCCUGCUCGAUAUAGGGGGAGACAUUCUCCCGCACCGGAGAAGAAUCUAGUCUCCCCCCCCGAGGGGGAGAGAGGGGGGGGGAGAAGGGUGGGGAGAAAGCCAAUCCUCCUGUGA
This is a messenger RNA of Klebsormidium nitens, 453 nucleotides long. NCBI's taxonomy places the organism in Eukaryota, Viridiplantae, Streptophyta, Klebsormidiophyceae, Klebsormidiales, Klebsormidiaceae. The record is from the annotation of a GenBank genome assembly.